GAAGGUUCCAAAGAUUCCAUCCUCCCCCUCAAAUUGAAAAGCAAGAAAAUGCUGUACCGGUCGUUUUGAAACUCUCUCUCAGUCUCUCUCUCCUCAGUUUAAAAUUUUAGAGCGUUUCGUUUUUCUUAAGUUUCUUCCGAGCUGGAAUUACAGUUCAAAUCUUGGAUUUUUUUGGCAAGCGUGAGCUAAGCUUACCAGGGAAGAUUGAAAGUGAAAGCAAAGGAAAUUUCCUGAUUUUAUAAUUUCGAACAGAAGAUGGAGAAUGCAUUUCUGAACAUAUAGCUGCCAAGGAAAGUCAGAUUGAAAAUUUAAAGAGGAUGACAAAGAAAAAGCACGAUUUCCGUGAAUCAUUAAAAUCCUUCAUUGGAACUCACAUUGAUCCGGAGAAAGAUGAACAGCUAAAAGAAACUAAAACAGAAAUUGAUGACAAGGUAAAAAGGAUCUUGAAGCUUAUCAAAGAGGAAGAUCUUGAAGAACGAGAUGGCCUCUCAGUAGAAAACUCCAAAAAAGAGCCUCUUCUUGAGCUAAUUGAGGAUGUCCAGAAACAGUACCAUUUGCUCUAUGGACAAUAUGAUCAUCUGAAGGGAGAGCUGAGAGAGAAAGUUAAUGGCAAACAUGGAAAAGAUACCUCAUCUUCAUCUAGCUCAGACUCAGAAUCUGAUGAUUCUUCUAAGCACAAAGGCAGUAAAAAUGGUCGUUUUGAAAGUGAAAAGAUAACAGAUGGCAUAAAGCAAGAACUUGAAGCAGCAAAUCUAGACGUUGCUGAACUGAGGAGUAAGUUGAGAGCUACAAGUGAGGAAAGGGAUGCUUUAAAGUGGGAACAUCAAACAGCUUUGAACAAGAUACAAGAAGCAGAAGAAAUCAUCAGAAAUUUGAGGCUUGAAGCUGAACGAUCAGAUGCUGGCAAAGCACAACUUUUGAUUGAGAAUGGAGAACUGAAGCAAAAACUAGAUUCUGCUGGCGUGAUAAAAGCAGAACUAAAUCAAAGACUGGAGGAACUGAACAAAGAGAAAGAUAGCCUGAUUUUGGAGAAAGAGGCUGCCAUGAGAAGCAUUGAAGAGAGUGAGAAGAUCAGAGAAGCUUUAAAGUUAGAAUAUGAGACAGCUUUGAUCAAGAUUCAAGAAGAAGAGGAGGUCAUCAGAAAUUUGAAGCUUAAAGCUGAAAGUUCAAACACUGAUAAAGCACGACUUUUGGCUGAGAGUGGGGGACUGAAGCAAAAACUAGAUGCUGCUGGCGUGAUAGAAGCAGAACUGAAUCAAAGACUGGGGGAACUGAAAAAAGAGAAAGAUAGCCUGAAUUUGGAGAGAGAGGCUGCCAUGAGAAGCAUUGAAGAGAGUGAGAAGAUCAGAGAAGCUUUGAAGUUGGAAUAUGAGACAGCUUUGAUCAAGAUUCAAGAAGAAGAGGAGGUCAUCAGAAAUUUGAAGAUUGAAGCUGAAAGUUCAGACACUGAUAAAGCACGGCUUUUGGCUGAGAAUGGGGGACUGAAGCAAAAACUAGAUGCUGCUGGCGUGAUAGAAGCAGAACUGAAUCAAAGACUGGAGGAACUGAACAAAGAGAAAGAUGGCAUGAUUUGGGAGAAAGAGGCUGCCAUGAGAAGCAUUGAAGAGAGUGAGAAGAUCAGAGAAGCUUUGAAGUUGGAAUAUGAGACAGCUUUGAUCAAGAUUCAAGAAGAAGAGGAGGUCAUCGGAAAUUUGAAGCUUAAAGCUGAAAGUUCAGAUACUGAUAAAACCCGACUUUUGGCUGAGAAUGGGGAACUGAAGCAAAAACUAGAUGCUGCUGGCGUGAUAGAAGCAGAACUGAAUCAAAGACUGGAGGAACUGAACAAAGAGAAAGAUAGCCUGAUUUUGGAGAGAGAGGCUGCCAUGAGAAGCAUUGAAGAGAGUGAGAAGAUCAGAGAAGCUUUGAAGUUGGAAUAUGAGACAGCUUUGAUCAAGAUUCAAGAAGAAGAGGAGGUCAUCAGAAAUUUGAAGAUUGAAGCUGAAAGUUCAGACACUGAUAAAGCACGGCUUUUGGCUGAGAAUGGGGGACUGAAGCAAAAACUAGAUGCUGCUGGCGUGAUAGAAGCAGAACUGAAUCAAAGACUGGAGGAACUGAACAAAGAGAAAGAUGGCAUGAUUUUGGAGAAAGAGGCUGCCAUGAGAAGCAUUGAAGAGAGUGAGAAGAUCAGAGAAGCUUUGAAGUUGGAAUAUGAGACAGCUUUGAUCAAGAUUCAAGAAGAAGAGGAGGUCAUCAGAAAUUUGAAGAUUGAAGCUGAAAGCUCAGACACUGAUAAAGCACGGCUUUUGGCUGAGAAUGGGGGACUGAAGCAAAAACUAGAUGCUGCUGGCUUGAUAGAAGCAGAACUGAAUCAAAGACUGGAGGAACUGAACAAAGAGAAAGAUGGCCUGAUUUUGGAGAGAGAGGCUGCCAUGAGAAGCAUUGAAGAGAGUGAGAAGAUCAGAGAAGCUUUGAAGUUGGAAUAUGAGACAGCUUUGAUCAAGAUUCAAGAAGAAGAGGAGGUCAUCAGAAAUUUGAAGAUUGAAGCUGAAAGCUCAGACACUGAUAAAGCAUGGCUUUUGGCUGAGAGUGGGGGACUGAAGCAAAAACUAGAUGCUGCUGGCGUGAUAGAAGCAGAACUGAAUCAAAGACUGGAGGAACUGAACAAAGAGAAAGAUGGCCUGAUUUUGGAGACAGAGGCUGCCAUGAGAAGCAUUGAAGAGAGUGAGAAGAUCAGAGAAGCUUUGAAGUUGGAAUAUGAGACAGCUUUGAUCAAGAUUCAAGAAGAAGAGGAGGUCAUCAGAAAUUUGAAGCUCGAAGCUGAAAGCUCAGACACUGAUAAAGCCCGACUUUUGGCUGAGAGUGGGGGACUGAAGCAAAAACUAGAUGCUGCUGGCUUGAUAGAAGCAGAACUGAAUCAAAGACUGGAGGAACUGAACAAAGAGAAAAAUAGCCUGAUUUUGGAGACAGAGGCUGCCAUGAGAAGCAUUGAAGAGAGUGAGAAGAUCAGAGAAGCUUUGACGUUGGAAUAUGAGACAGCUUUGAUCAAGAUUCAAGAAGAAGAGGAGGUCAUCAGAAAUUUGAAGCUCGAAGUUGAAAGCUCAGACACUGGUAAAGCACGACUUUUGGCUGAGAAUGGAGAACUGAAGCAAAAACUAGAUUCUGCUGGCGUGAUAGAAGCAGAACUGAAUCAAAGAAUGGAGGAACUGAACAAAGAGAAAGAUGGCAUGAUUUUGGAGAAAGAGGCUGCCAUGAGAAGCAUUGAAGAGAGUGAGAAGAUUGGAGAAGACUUAAGAAUCUUGACUGAUCAGCUGCAAGAAGAAAAAGCUACCACAGGGCAAGAACUAGAAGCUCUUAAAGCAGAACUUUCUAUCAUGAAGCAACAGCUGGAAUCUGCAGAACAUCAAGUUGCAGAAUUUACCCAUAAUCUGAGUGUCACCAAGAGGGAGAAUGAUUCUCUUACCUUGAAAUUAUCUGAAAUCUCAAAUGAGAUGGAGCAGGCACAAAACACAAUUGAUGGACUCGUAGGUGAAUCAGGUCACUUAAAGGAUAAAUUGGGUGACAGGGAAAGGGAGUACUCAUCUCUUGCAGAGAUGCACGAGACACAUGGGAAUGAAUCAUCAACUCGGAUAAAUGGAUUGGAGGUACAAGUAAGAGGUCUGGAGCUGGAGCUGGGAUCAUCGCAAGCCCGGAAUAGAGAUCUUGAGGUGCAGAUUGAAAGCAAGGUGGCUGAAGCAAAGCAACUGGGAGAACAGAAUCAGGGAUUAGAAGCCCGGAUUUUGGAACUUGAAAUGAUGUCGAAAGUGAGAGGGGAUGAACUUUCUGCUCUCAUGAAGAAACUCGAGGAAAAUUAUAAUGAAUCAUUCUCUAGAACAGAGAGUUUGACAGUGCAGGUCGAUACUCUGCUAGCAGACUUCAAAUCUAUUCAUGCCCAGAAAGCAGAAUUGGAGGAACAGAUGGUAAGUAGAGGUAAUGAAGCAUCGACUCGAGUUGAGGGGCUUAUUGAUCAGGUCAACUUGUUACAACAACAACUGGAGUCUCUACGCAGCCAGAAAGUUGAACUUGAAGUGCAACUCGAGAAUAAAACUCUAGAAAUUUCAGAAUAUCGAAUUCUGAUAGAAAAUUUGAAAGAGGAGAUAGUAAGCAAGACUGAAGAUCAACAAAGAGUCCUGGCAGAAAAAGAAAGUUGCUCAGCACAAAUCAAUGAUCUGGAACUAGAGGUGGAGACUCUGUGCAACCAGAAAACUGAUCUUGGGGAGCAAAUAAGUACUGAAACCAAGGAAAGGGAGCGAUUGGGAGAGGAAAUGGUGAGAUUACAAGAAAAGAUCCUUGAAAUGGAAAAAACACAAACAGAGAGAGAGUUUGAGUUAUCUGCCCUCCAGGAGAGACAUACAAAUGGGGAGAUUGAAGCUUCUGCUCAGAUAAUGGCAUUAACGGAACAGGUCAACAAUCUGCAUCAGGAAUUGGAUUCUUUGCAGACUGAGAAAAACCAAAUGCAAUUGCAGCUUGAAAAGGAGAAGGAAGAAUUUUCAGAAAACCUAACCGAAAUGGAAAAUCAGAAAUCUGAGCUCGUGAGCCAGAUUGCAGAGCAUCGGAGAAUGCUGGAUGAACAGGAGGAGGCACACAAAAAGCUAAAUGAGGAGCAUAAGCAAGUUGAAGGCUGGUUUCAGGAGUGCAAGUUGAGUCUUGCAGUAGCAGAAAGGAAAGUUCAAGACAUGGCAGAAGAAUUCCAAAAGCAUUUGGGUUCUAGAGAUCAGAUGGUAGAGCAGUUGGAAGAGAUGAUUGAGGACCUGAAGAGAGAUCUUGAAGUAAAAGGAGAUGAACUUAACACCUUGGUCGAGAAUGUGCGAAAUAUAGAAGUUAAGCUCCGGCUGUCAAACCAGAAGCUCCGUGUCACGGAACAAUUACUAACAGAGAAUGAAGACACCUUUAGAAAAGCGGAAGAGAAGUAUCAACAAGAACAGAGAGUGCUUGAAGAAAGGGUUGCUGUAUUGUCCGGGAUAAUCACCGCAAAUAAUGAAGCUUAUCACAGUAUGGUUGCAGAUAUCUCAGAAAAAGUAAACAAUUCAUUGUUAGGACUGGAUGCUUUGACCAUGAAGUUUGAAGAAGAUUGUAACAGGUAUGAGAACUGUAUUUUGGUAGUUUCAAAGGAGAUUCUGAUUGCGAAGAAUUGGUUUGGGGACACAAAUAAUGAAAACGAAAAACUGAGAAAGGAAGUAGGUAAUUUAGUUGUGCAGCUACAAGAUAUAAAAGAACACGAAUCGGCAUUAAAGGAGAAGGUUGAGCAAUUAGAGGUCAAGGUGAGCAAGGAAGGAGUGGAGAAGGAGAAUUUGACCAAAGCUAUCAACCAACUGGAGAAAAAGGUGGUAGCAUUGGAGACGAUGAUGAAAGAAAAGGAUGAGGGGAUAUUAGACCUCGGAGAGGAGAAGAGGGAAGCAAUAAGGCAGCUAUGCAUAUGGAUUGAAUAUCACCAAAGUCGCUAUGAUUAUCUCAGGGAGAUGCUCUCAAAAAUGCCCAUUAGAGGCCAGAGGGCAUCUUAGGAGCCCUCAAUAGCAUUUCUCAUUACAGUAUAUUCAUUUGGGUUUUUCAUUGUGAUGGGUUGCUUUUCAUUUCUUAAUUUUUUUUUUUAAAUUCAGAAAGUUUUGUUGAUAAGAAUAUCCUAUUGAUGAUUGUUUUUAAAAUAUUUGUUAGUCAGUUACAUUAUACAGAA
Populus trichocarpa (black cottonwood) is the source of this 5686-nucleotide messenger RNA. Its product is annotated as COP1-interactive protein 1. Lineage: Eukaryota; Viridiplantae; Streptophyta; Magnoliopsida; Malpighiales; Salicaceae. Gene Ontology annotation, molecular function: actin binding. The coding region runs from base 318 to 5516 and encodes 1732 amino acids. The transcript is spliced from 5 exons. The record is from RefSeq and is a predicted model, not a curated record.